CAUUCCGGCACAACUAGGCGUAUACGUGUUCUACACUUUGCAGCAGAGCGAAUACCGAUUAUCUAUUAUGGCGGCCAGCAAAAUACCCGAUUGGAUAACUGCGGAACUGUUCGAAGAUGUGCUCAAGGCCAACGUGGAGGGCUUCUCGAAAGUCAAGAGCUUCAAGGCGGACAUGGGAUCUGCGGCAGGUGAAAACUAUGCCACCAUUAUGCUGCGAAUUAGCAUCGAAGUUGAGCUGCAGGAUGGCAAGACGAAACCGGUUUCCUUCAUGGUAAAACUGCCCCACCAAUUCGAGGUGUACCAGGAGAUGAUGAAGCGAACGAACAUCUUCGACACAGAGCGCACAAUGUACAACGAGGUUGUUCCUGAGUUGUCUGCUCUGUACAAGGCAGUGGGCGUGGAUAUCACUUUUGGCGCCAAGAGCUACGACAUCAAGAACGCCAAGACCGACUACGUGGCGUUGGAGGAUCUGGGGGUAAAGGGGUUUAAGAACGCCAACCGACUGGAGGGUCUCGAUCAAACGCACACGGAGAGGGUGCUCCAAAAGUUGGCCCAAUGGCAUGCUGCGUCAGCGGUGCGAGUGGCCACCAAAGGACCCUAUCCUGACCACCUCCUGCACGGAUUCUACAGGGAAGAAAACCGUUCGAUGAUGAGCGAAAUGAUGAAAGGAAUGGGACCGAAUUUUGUCAAAAGCUGUGUCACAUACGAAGGUUAUGAAGUCUUUAUUGACAAAGUAAAAGCCCUGCAGCCUGUUUUCAUCGAUAAGAUUUUUGAGUUUGCGAAGGUGGAUCCCACAGAAUUUAAUGUUCUGAACCAUGGCGAUUCCUGGUCGAAUAAUAUUAUGUUCCAAUAUGAUGCGUUUGGAAAAAUUAAGGAGGUGUAUUUGGUCGACUAUCAAAUUCCCAAAUACGGAACUGUGGCCCAGGACCUUCUGUACUUCCUGCUCUCGUCUACAAAGUUGGAGGAUAAGCUCACGAAAUUCGAUUACUAUAUUAAAGUUUACCAUGACUACCUGGUGGAACACCUGAAGAUUCUGAAGUACUCAAAGCCCAUUCCCAGCCUUAGAGAUAUUCAUUUGGCCCUUUUUAAAUACGGGUUCUUCGGCUACUCCGUGGCCACUAGCGUGAUGGCUGCCGUUCUUCUGGAUCCGACGGACUCUGCCAGCUUUGAGAACUUUAUGGGCGAAACCGAAGCGGGAGUGGACUUCCAGAUGCAGCUCUACAACAGUCCUCGUUACCGCAAACAUAUGCAAGCGAUCAUGCCCUGGCUACUCAAUCGUGGCGCAUUGGAUAUCUAAAUCACCCUACUAAAUAAAUUUCCAUUUUCACAAUGAACAUUCCAAAUUGAAUCACAAUAAUGUGCAUUCUCAUGAUAGUGUUAUCUUUAUUUAUGUGCGAUAAUGGCAAGGAGUAUUAAUAAACGUAAAGUUUUGUGCUAUAAACGAAA
Messenger RNA from Drosophila biarmipes, 1446 nucleotides. RefSeq lists its product as uncharacterized. The transcript is spliced from 4 exons. The record is from RefSeq and is a predicted model, not a curated record. Bases 68 to 1297 code for a protein of 409 amino acids. Lineage: Eukaryota; Metazoa; Arthropoda; Insecta; Diptera; Drosophilidae.